UCAUAUGAUCUUUGACACACGUGGGGAUAGGAUCUUCAAAUUUUGUCCUCUGAAAUUCAUACGAGGUUACAGAAAUCAUGGUUUGACUCAGUGUAAUUGAUUUUGGUUUUUGGGUUUAUGGGUAUUAGCAGAAAUGAAGUAAAUUUUUUUUAUGUCUUUUUUGCUCACUGUUGCAGCCUUUCUUGAAUCGUUCAUAGUCCACGCCUGCCCUCAUAUUUAUGUUGAACAAAAGGCAUCUCUGUUCUGUUCCUCUCUGUACAUCUUUUCCUGUUUUCAAGAAUUUCCCAGAAAAGUGAGGAUUUUAAUUUGCAGUUGGCGGAGACUGGAGAGAUGGAAGAAUGGUUGAAGAUCACGUUGGCGGCGGUGUCGACCGGAGUUCUUGUUUCUCUGGUGAUUUUGGUUGUCCGGAAAGUUUUGUGUCGCCGGAGAGGACGGGUUGAAGAGCGGCAAUCGGAGAUUAUGGAGGAUGGGCCGGCGGGGAGAUCGGUAUCUCAGCUUCACCAUGUGAGUCUUCAUCAUCUGGACAGAAACGGCACCAAGAAAACCAAUUACUACGUUUUCCGGCGAGGGCCGUCGGCGAAGGCGGUUUUCAGUUGGGCGGAUCACCCGUCGUUAGUCACGGACGCCGUCGAGAACGGGUGGUCGCAGUUCGGUUUCACGGCGUAUACGCCGUCGCCGUCGGUUAAAUCGGCGAGGUCGUUGUUGGGCGCCUGCGGGACCGGCGACCACGGGAAUCAAACGGCGGCGGCGAAGAUUACCUGGGAAGUCUCGCCGGGGUCGGCGGAUUUCAUGCAGAAAAUCCAAUUCCGGUGUAACUCCGACGUCCUGAAGAGAAUCACGAGCAGCAGACACAAUUUCACGGCAAUGGGUUCUCCCGUUUCGUCCGUAAUCAAGACUUGUCUCCCGUUACCGGGCCCGCCAUUGGGGGCUUCACCGUUCCCACAAGAAGCUUAUUUUGAGAUCACAGUUUUGCCCUGUGAUGAUCAAGAAGAGAGCCGGCGAUCACAAGAUGACAAAAUUAAGCUUAUUCCAGACGACAUUAAUGCAAAAACACCCAAGAAUCCAAGCGGCGAUGGAAAGGAAAACAGGAAUCAUGUUGCCCUGUCUGUAGGGCUAAGUGGAUGUGGCUCUCUUCCAUUGAAGCUUCCUGGGAGCUAUCCUGGUUCCAUUGGAUUCAACUCCAACGGUUCUGUCUGUCUUGAUGGGAUGAUGUUAGUGAAUGAAUCAGAAAGGGAAGAAUGGGGGACAGCAGAGAAGGUGCUUGGGUGUGGGUACAAUCCAACCCAGAAGAAGGUAUUCUUCACAGUGGAUUCACACCUUAUCCAUGAAAUCCACUGCAAAUCCGAGGAAUUUGGGAACCCACUGUACCCAACUUUAGCUGCAAAUGCUGACAUAAUGGUUGUGGUGAAUCUUGGGCAGAGUGCAUUCAAGUAUGCACCUGCAAAUCUGCAGAGAACUCCAAAUCCAUGCUUCAUUGGGCCUCUGGCAAGCAAUUCUCCAGCAGCUAUAGGGUAUGAAGACAGCAAGGAGCUUUUCUCCAUGGGGAGAAUCGAUUCCCAGUGGCUGAACAGAAGCGCAACUGCAGCAAGGAGCAAUGGGCACAGUGUGAAUAAUCUGAAGCAGAUAGAUUUUGACUUGGAAUCUGAAGGGGAGCUGUUUGAAAUUGUGUUGGAUAGUUCUGGGAAAAAUCCCAACACUCUAUAGCAUCAUCAUCAUUAGAUUAGAUCAUUUCUUUUAAUCAUACUUUGCUUGUAUUAAUUUCUUGUUUUUUCUCUUGAAUGAAGGCUGCAAAAUUUUGUGUGAAUUGCCUUCCUUGUAACCAGAAAAAUAUUGAUUUGUAGAUAAGCAAAAUGAUCCACAAAAUUUAGAAAAAAAAUAUGCUUUCUUCUUAAUGUUAUCUCUUUACAUUCA
Molecule: messenger RNA, 1911 nt
Organism: Ipomoea triloba (trilobed morning glory)
Lineage: Eukaryota; Viridiplantae; Streptophyta; Magnoliopsida; Solanales; Convolvulaceae
Exons: 3
Coding region: 331-1704 (457 amino acids)
Biological process (GO): cell-cell adhesion
Molecular function (GO): protein binding
Source: RefSeq, a predicted model, not a curated record